Humulus lupulus (European hop) is the source of this 1547-nucleotide messenger RNA. RefSeq names its product flotillin-like protein 4. The transcript is spliced from 2 exons. The record is from RefSeq and is a predicted model, not a curated record. Lineage: Eukaryota; Viridiplantae; Streptophyta; Magnoliopsida; Rosales; Cannabaceae. Gene Ontology annotation, cellular component: plasma membrane raft; plasma membrane. The coding region runs from base 40 to 1461 and encodes 473 amino acids. Gene Ontology annotation, biological process: protein localization to plasma membrane.
UUCAUUCAUCGCCUUAUUCCUUAUUAACAAGUUUCAAACAUGUAUAAAGUGGCAAGCGCAUCGGAGUACUUGGUGAUCACCGGAAUUGGAAUCGACGACGUAAAACUCGUGAAAAAGGCAUGGAUUUUCCCUGGUCAGUCGUGCACCCUCUUCGACGUGUCUCCGGUCAACUACACCUUCGAAGUCCAAGCCAUGAGCGCCGAAAAGCUCCCCUUCGUCCUCCCAGCCGUCUUCACCAUCGGCCCGCGUGUGGACGACAUCGACAGUCUCAAACGCUACGCCAAGCUCAUCUCGCCUCACGACAAGCUCUCCCACCAUGUCAAGGAGCUCGUCCAAGGAGUCAUCGAGGGCGAGACUCGUGUCCUGGCGGCCUCAAUGACCAUGGAUCAGAUCUUCAGAGGCACAAAGGAUUUUAAACAAGAGGUGUUUGGGAAAGUUCAGCUCGAACUCAAUCAGUUCGGGCUUCUGAUCUACAACGCUAACGUGAAACAGCUCGUGGAUGUGCCCGGACACGAGUAUUUCUCUUAUUUAGGGCAAAAGACUCAGAUGGAAGCGGCGAACCAGGCCAAGGUUGACGUGGCGGAGGCGAGGAUGAAGGGAGAGAUUGGAUCGAAACUGAGGGAAGGUCAGACGCUUCAGAACGCGGCGAAAAUCGACGCCGAGACGAAGAUUUUAUCGACGCAGAGGCAAGGAGAAGGGAAGAAGGAGGAGAUUAAGGUUAGGAGUGAGGUGAAGGUGUAUGAGAAUGAGAGGGAGGCUGAGGUGGCGGAGGCCAAUGCUGAGCUGGCCAUGAAAAAGGCCAGCUGGACUAAGGAUGCACGCGUGGCUGAGGUCGAGGCCACCAAGGCGGUGGCACUCAGGGACGCCGAGCUGCAGAGAGAGGUUGAGAGAAUGAACGCUUUGACAAUGACUGAGAAGCUCAAGGCCGAGUUCCUUAGCAAAGCUAGCGUUGACUAUGAGACUAAGGUGCAAGAAGCCAAUUGGGGGCUGUAUAAGAAGCAAAAAGAAGCAGAAGCAAUUCUUUAUGGAAAGGAGAAAGAGGCGUCGGCGAAAAUGGCGAUAGCCGAAGCCGACUUCUACGCUAAGAAGAAAGAGGCAGAGGGACUCAUUGCUCUGGGCCAAGCCCAAGGCACAUAUCUACGCACUCUUCUCGACUCUCUUGGAGGCAACUACGGCGCUUUGAGGGACUACCUCAUGAUUAGCGGCGGCAUGUUUCAAGACAUUGCGAGGAUUAAUGCUGACGCCGUUCGAGGCCUUCAACCCAAGAUCAGUAUCUGGACUAACGGUAACGGCGGAGAUGAUACGGCCGGCGCUUCUGGGUCUUCUUCUAAUGUAGCUAUGAAAGAGGUUGCUGGAGUUUAUCGAAUGUUGCCGCCGUUGUUUAAGACGGUUCAAGAACAGACUGGAAUGCUGCCACCGCCUUGGAUGGGAGCCUUGUCCAACGAUUCUUCCCAAUCUUAAUCAGAUCAUUAUUUAGUGGCAUUAGACAAUUUAUAUGGAUAGUUUUCAGGAUAGUUUUCUUUUAUGGGCAUUAUGUUUUUCAUAUC